Ustilaginoidea virens is the source of this 1737-nucleotide messenger RNA. RefSeq lists its product as uncharacterized. NCBI's taxonomy places the organism in Eukaryota, Fungi, Ascomycota, Sordariomycetes, Hypocreales, Clavicipitaceae. Gene Ontology annotation, molecular function: Hsp90 protein binding. The transcript has 4 exons. The coding region runs from base 1 to 1737 and encodes 578 amino acids. The record is from RefSeq and is a predicted model, not a curated record.
AUGGCUUCCGCAGACGAGCUCAAGGCCCUCGGCAACAAGGCCAUUGCCGACAAGAACUUUGACGAGGCCGUGGAAAAAUUUACCCAGGCAAUCGCGCUUCAACCUGAGAACCACAUCCUCUACAGCAACCGAUCUGCUGCCUAUGCUUCCAAGAAGCAGUGGGACAAUGCCUUGGAAGAUGCUGAGAAAACCACUCAACUCAAACCAGACUGGGCCAAGGGCUGGGGCCGCAAAGGUGCUGCCCUGCAUGGAAAGGGCGAUCUCCUUGGCGCAAACGACGCAUAUGAGGAAGGUCUGAAGCACGACGCAAGCAAUGCGCAGCUCAAGAGUGGCCUUACCUCGGUACAGAAGGCUAUUCAGCAGGAAUCUGGUGGAUUCGGUGGUGAUCCCACUGGUGGCCUUGGUCAAAUGUUCAAUGACCCCAACCUUGUCCAGAAGCUUGCCAGCAAUCCCAAGACUAGUGCUUUCCUCGCCGACCCUACUUUCAUGGCCAAGCUACAGCAGAUGCAACGAAACCCUGGUAACCCUCAGGAUCUCUUCUCCGAUCCCCGCAUGAUCCAGGUUCUGGGCGUUCUCAUGGGUGUUGAUAUGGAGAUGCGAGACUCGGAUCCGCGAGACACGCCCAUGACGGAUGCUCAUGCUCCCGAGUCGAAAAGGCCGGAGCCUGCUCCAAAGAAGGCGCCAGAGCCCGAGCCAGAGCCCGAGCCAAUGGACGAGGAGGCUCUCGAGAAGAAGAGGAAGAAGGAAGAGGCCGACAAGGAGAAGGCGUUGGGCACCGAGAACUACAAGAAGCGAAAGUUUGAUGAAGCCAUCGAGCACUACAGCAAAGCGUGGGACCUCUUUCAAGACAUUACGUACCUCAACAACUUGGGUGCAGCCUACUUCGAGAAGGGUGACUACGACAAAUGCAUUGAGGCAUGUUCCAAAGCUAUUGAGGAAGGUCGCACAAUCUACGCCGAUUUCAAGCUCAUUGCCAAGAGCUAUGCUCGUAUCGGCUCCGCCUAUGAGAAGAAGGGUGACCUGGCCCUGGCUGUUGAGAACUACAACAAGUCGUUGACCGAGCACCGGACCCCUGACGUCUUGAACAAGCUGCGCCAUGCCGAACGAGCCAAAACGGAAGCUGCCAAAAAGGCCUACGUAGACCCGGCCAAGGCCGAAGAGGCUCGCGAAGAAGGCAACAAGAAGUUCAAGGAGAAUGACUUUCCUGGAGCAGUUGCAGCUUACUCUGAAAUGAUUAAGCGAGCCCCCGAAGAUGCACGUGGAUACAGCAACCGCGCUGCUGCUUUUAUCAAGCUAUUCGAGUUCCCAAGUGCUGUCGAUGAUUGCAACACAGCCAUCAAGAAGGACCCCAAGUUCAUCCGAGCAUACAUUCGCAAGGCUCAGGCAUACUUUGGAAUGCGCAAGUACUCGGAUUGCGUGGAUGCUUGUGCCGAAGCUCACCAGGUUGAUCUUGAGUAUCACCAAGGUGCAAAUGCUCGCGAGAUUGAGCAGCAGCAACAAAAGGCAUUCGGCGCCAUGUACUCUGCUCGUGACAACGAGACGGAAGAGCAAACGCGUGAGCGAUUAAUGAAGGACCCUGAUAUCAUGAAUAUCAUGCAGGAUCCUGUCAUGCAGACCAUCUUGCAGCAAGCCCAGUCCGAUCCCAUGGCUCUGCAGGACCACAUGAAGAAUCCUGGAGUCCGGUCCAAGAUCCAGAAACUCAUGGCUGCGGGCGUCAUUCGAGUCGGUGGUCGAUGA